GUGAGGCAACAAGGAAUGAAUAAAUUAUGUGUUCUACACAAAGCCUCGACUGGAAAAAGAAGGGCAGCCACGUGUGAACGCACUUCUCCAAGACCGGCCAUACAGGAGUCUGUUGUCCAGUGGUUUGAGUGGGAUGAUAGCCUGUCUUGUCAGGAGUUUUGGAUUCCCAGCUCACCCCAACGAGGUUCUGAUUCUCAUCCUUCCAGUUCAAGAGCAGCAAUGGAUCAUCUCUCCUCCCUCACAUCCUCAUCCUCCUGCCCACACUUGUAUCAUUUACUCGCUUUCCCCACCAACACCUCCCUUGCAAACAUCUCCGGGAUCAGCCACGUGAUCCUGCGGCAUUACAACCACACGGGUCGUCUGAAGAACAGGACCGUCUCAAGCUCUCAGAACCACAUCAGCGCCUCCGUGGUCUUCUUCCUCUUUGUCAGCAUUCUCAUCAUCCUGGAGAAUUCCCUGGUGCUGGUGGCUGUUGUUUCCCACAUUCGCUGCAGUCGGCGUUGGGUUUACGUGUGCAUCGCCAACAUCACCCUCAGUGACAUCCUGACUGGUGCAGCCUACCUGCUCAACAUCUGCAUGUCUGGUAGUCAGACUUUCCAGUUGACGCCUGUGCUUUGGCUUUUCCGUGAGGGCAUGCUGUUUGUUGCCCUAGCUGCAUCCGUUUUUAGUUUAUUGCUAAUUGCCGUGGAGCGUUACAUGACAAUAAUUAAGGCACUGCCUCAGAAGUCAACCAGAAGCAGCUAUCAUAGGAUUUAUGGCCUGGUGGCUCUCUGCUGGGUUUUAGCGCUGGUGAUUGGUUUCCUUCCCCUGUUAGGCUGGAACUGUGUAUGCAGCCUGGAUGAAUGCUCCACCCUCCUCCCUCUCUACUCCAAGACCUACAUCUUGUUCUCGCUGAUCAUCUUCAUCCUCAUUCUUUUGGCUAUAGGUGCCAUCUACGGUGCCAUCUACAGCCACGUGCAUAAGAGUGCACAACCGGGCCUCCAGCGGUGUCGCAAACGCUCCCUCGCUUUGCUGAAAACAGUCAUUACCAUCGUGGGGGUCUUCAUGCUCUGCUGGGGGCCGCUGUUCCUGCUGCUGCUGGUGGACUUCUUCUGCAAAUCCCGCCAGUGCACACCGCUCUUCAACGCAGAUUUCUUCAUCUCCUUGGCUGUCCUCAACUCAGGCCUCAACCCUAUCAUACACACACUAGGCAGCAGUGAGAUGAGGAGAGCCAUGACGCAGCUCCUGUGUCGCUGCUGCCCGAAAGCCAUCUUGUGUCGCCCUGACGCACUGGCCUCCAAGGAAACCAGCAGCACAUCAGAGAGCAGGCAGGACAGCCUGAGGAACAGUUUUAACAAGGUCAGGAACACGAGUGUCACCUCCCCGCCCCCAAACCCCAAAAAGGGCCACAAAGUGUCAAAGAAAUGUAGGUUGAGUUCUACUACCAGCUGCCUUUCAGUUUCGAGUGGUUAGACCACAAUGUGUACCCCUCCUAUACAAACAGGACCUGAGAAGGGUGCUACACAGAACUGUUUCCUCAGACUUGAUUUGCCUUCAGGUAAACAUUAACUAAAACAAGGAAGAAAAAAACCCCACCAAUUAGGUACAUUUUACACAAGUAAAAAUGUAUAUUAGAGGAGGAAAUUACAUUUUUUUACACAUUUUUUUUACAUGUUGUACUGUCUUGUAA
Molecule: messenger RNA, 1669 nt
Organism: Syngnathoides biaculeatus (alligator pipefish)
Lineage: Eukaryota; Metazoa; Chordata; Actinopteri; Syngnathiformes; Syngnathidae
Gene: s1pr4
Product: sphingosine-1-phosphate receptor 4
Exons: 3
Coding region: 16-1452 (478 amino acids)
Biological process (GO): G protein-coupled receptor signaling pathway
Cellular component (GO): membrane
Molecular function (GO): sphingosine-1-phosphate receptor activity
Source: RefSeq, a predicted model, not a curated record